This is a messenger RNA of Dibothriocephalus latus, 567 nucleotides long. Lineage: Eukaryota; Metazoa; Platyhelminthes; Cestoda; Diphyllobothriidea; Diphyllobothriidae. The record is from the annotation of a GenBank genome assembly.
AUGUGUCUUUUCACUUUUUUAGGUGACUUCUACCGGAAUCUCAACUUCUGUCCAACUUUGUGUGCGUUCGGCGACCGUGACACCCUCCUACGACUCAUUAGAGCCAACCAAUUUCACCUCCUUAUCUUCCACACUCUCUCCUACUACUCCUAUGGUGGUGAUGAUGAUGAACACAUCGCUCAACAACACGGAAAUGUCCCUAAAAAACGCAUCCUAGUCGGUCUGGUGAUGGGUGUUAGAGUUGAUCAGAAUACUGACGUCUUCGUGAAAGACCGUUUCUACACUGGCUGCCGCAUCCUACAGCCCCUGUCCAAGUGGACUGGUCUCUCUGUGGACGUGGCUAAUUUCCUCUUCUCAGCCCUUGUUGCCAGCCUUCUGGGUCUUUUUAUGCGCUUUCUACUUCCACCCAAACGAUAUUCUUACCGCUUACGCGCCUCCCUCGAGGUGGCUUUCGGUCUCCUUCUGGUAACUUUCUGUUUUGGCCAUCAAGUCCGCGUUCUCAUUUUACAAUCUCUCGUGACCUACCUACUACUGCGCUUCUGUCGACUCGAUGUGAUACGCACACCG